Somion occarium is the source of this 1583-nucleotide messenger RNA. NCBI's taxonomy places the organism in Eukaryota, Fungi, Basidiomycota, Agaricomycetes, Polyporales, Cerrenaceae. The record is from the annotation of a GenBank genome assembly.
CCCUAACCCCGUUUCCCAAGCCAACGCCAUGCCUUCGAUUCUUCGUCGUCUCACAGACUGGCCGUCUAGCUCGUCGAGUGAUGUCCAUGUCGCCUCGUGUUCCAUCUCCGCCGGCAGCGUUCUCCUCACAGAUAGCGCCGCAAGUGCGGACAUCGAUGGAACCUUUACCGCUGAACCCCUUCCUCUAGAGGUCUCACCUUCCUCCCAGGUAUCAUCUGCCUCAGCUGGUCCCUGUGUAGACUUGGCAGGAUGCGACAAUGUUGGCAUGACUGAUGCGAAAAAGGACGCCAUCCUCAAUCAGAUUCACCAGUUGACCUCCGAUACGCAGUCCAUCGACGCUUCAUUCGCUAAAGUUUCCCAACUCUUGGUUACUCUCCUUGAUUCUUCCUUGCCUACUGAGCUGCGUGAUGGGGUCCAAGACCUCUCAUGUAGGUGGAAUCGCCAUCGUCAGGCAUACAGGGCUCUGAUGUGGCAAUCUCGUGAUGUCGCUGCUGACGCGAGGGUUUCUGCUGACGACUUCGCGAAAGUCUUCAUAAGUAAUGUCCUAUUACAACCGAAUAUUUCCAUCAAUGAGAUGCAAGAAGCUAUAAGGCAUUACAGAACGAUUUCAGAGCAAGAUAAGCAGAAGGCGCGAGAUUUGGUGGACGGCUUCAACGAAUUAGGAAGAGAUGUUAUCGCCUUUUCUGACAAUUGGGAACGGGUGGUUCUGAAGAACCGCCUUCAUCGGUUCUCACUUCGGUCAAAGGAGUACGAAGAGCGACUUUCGGACUUGCGUUCCACUUUGCAUAGAGUCAAGGUUAAGGUCGUUUCUAUGAGUGUUGUGCUUGGACUCCUGGUUACUGCUGCUAGUGCUGGCGCGCUCGCAGUUAUAUAUGCAAUGCAUGGGAAUCCAGGGAUUAGCGUAUUCGGAAUGGCAGCCCUUCCAAUACGAUUCACCAUGAAGAACUUGCGGCAGGCCCUGUCAGAGCGAAAGGCACUGCGGGAACAGAUUCGGCAAUUGGAGAUGGAGAGAGACGAGAGCGAAAACGGAAUGAAGGAUAUCACAAAUAUAGCUUCUAAAUUAGGAGCUAUUGCUUCGAUAUGGGGCUGCGUACAUUUAUUGUGAUGUUCUCUUAGACCGAGAUAUAAUGUCGCUGAUGUAUCGUUGUCAUUCCUGCCACUAGAUCUCGGCAGACCUUAAGUCCAUUGAAGGCGCCAUCGACCAGGCACUGGGUACUCCAGAUCGAGAGUAUAUGCGCGACGCAUUUGAAUCUCGUUUACAGCUCACCCGGAACUUAUACAGUACGAUGGCAGAAAUAUUCAGAGCAUAUCAAGUGGCUGUAAACGAUAGUGACUUGGGGGUUCGGUGAUGGGUGCCGGCAAGGAACUUGCAAUUGUUUGUAUCAUAAUGUGCCAUGCCUGUUUAUUACCGGUGUGAGACGUCCACAUAGGAGAUCAUCCCAUUGCCUUCUUCCAGGAGAGUCUCAUCUGGUGGAACCUGUCGCAUCCCCACAUUUUUUCCCUUCUGGGAAUUGACCACAAUUUAUUCCCUGGGAUACCCUGCAUGGUUAUGCCCUGGAUGGUGCAGGGCAAUAGUAGAAAUG